Molecule: messenger RNA, 3532 nt
Organism: Myxocyprinus asiaticus (Chinese sucker)
Lineage: Eukaryota; Metazoa; Chordata; Actinopteri; Cypriniformes; Catostomidae
Product: keratin-associated protein 10-4-like
Exons: 2
Coding region: 1881-2798 (305 amino acids)
Source: RefSeq, a predicted model, not a curated record
ACACACACAAACACAAAACUUCAUGGAGCUCAGAGAGACAGAGUAUUACAAUAAGUGUGUAUAAAACACACUUGUGUGUGUCAGUGCUGCAGGGUAUUAUAAGUGUGUGUGUGUAUGUGUGUCAGUGCUGCAGGGUAUUAUUAGUGUGUGUGUGUGUGUCAGUGCUGCAGGGUGUUGUCGGUGUGUGUGUCUCACCUCUGUGUGUGUGUGUGUGUGUCAGUGCUGCAGGGUGUUGUAGGUGUGUGUGUGUCACCUGUGUGUGUGUCAGUGCUGCAGGGUGUUGUCGGUGUGUGUGUGUCACUGCUGCAGGGUGUUGUCGGUGUGUGUGUGUCACCUGUGUGUGUGUCACUGCUGCAGGGUGUUGUCGGUGUGUGUGUGUGUCACCUGUGUGUGUGUCACUGCUGCAGGGUGUUGUCGGUGUGUGUGUGUGUGUGUCACCUGUGUGUGUGUCAGUGCUGCAGGGUGUUGUUGUGUGUGUCACUACUGCAGGGUGUUGUUGAUGUGUGUGUCAACUGUGUGUGUGUCAGUGCUGCAGGGUGUUGUCGGUGUGUGUGUGUGUGUGUCACCUGUGUGUGUGUCAGUGCUGCAGGGUGUUGUUGUGUGUGUCACUACUGCAGGGUGUUGUUGAUGUGUGUGUCAACUGUGUGUGUGUCAGUGCUGCAGGGUGUUGUCGGUGUGUGUGUGUCAGUGCUGCAGGGUGUUGUCGGUGUGUGUGUGUCACCUUUGUGUCUGUCAGUGCUGCAGGGUGUUGUCAGCGUGUGUGUGUUUGUGUGUGUGUCACGUGUGUGUCAGUGCUGCAGGGUGUUGUCAGUGUGUGUGUGUUUGUGUGUGUGUCGUGUGUGUCAGUGCUGCAGGGUGUUGUCAGUGUGUGUGUGUUUGUGUCAUGUGUGUGUCAGUGCUGCAGGGUGUUGUCAGUGUGUGUGUGUUUGUGUCACGUGUGUGUCAGUGCUGCAGGGUGUUGUCGGUGUGUGUGUGUGCGUCUCACCUGUGAGUUUGUGUGUGUGUCAUGUGUGUGUCACUGCUGCAGGGUGUUGUCGGUGUGUGUGUGUGUCACCUGUGUGUGUGUCACUGCUGCAGGGUGUUGUCGGUGUGUGUGUGUCACCUGUGUGUGUGUCACUGCUGCAGGGUGUUGUAGGUGUGUGUGUGUCACCUGUGUGUGUGUCAGUGCUGCAGGGUGUUGUCGGUGUGUGUGUGUGUGUGUCACCUGUGUGUGUGUCAGUGCUGCAGGGUGUUGUCGGUGUGUGUGUGUGCGUCUCACCUGUGAGUUUGUGUGUGUGUCAUGUGUGUGUCACUGCUGCAGGGUGUUGUCGGUGUGUGUGUGUGUCACCUGUGUGUGUGUCACUGCUGCAGGGUGUUGUCGGUGUGUGUGUGUGUCACCUGUGUGUGUGUCACUGCUGCAGGGUGUUGUAGGUGUGUGUGUGUCACCUGUGUGUGUGUCAGUGCUGUAGGGUGUUGUCGGUGUGUGUGUGUGUGUGUCACCUGUGUGUGUGUCACUGCUGCAGGGUGUUGUCGGUGUGUGUGUGUCACCUGUGUGUGUGUCAGUGCUGCAGGGUGUUGUCGGUGUGUGUGUGUCAGUGCUGCAGGGUGUUGUCGGUGUGUGUGUGUCACCUUUGUGUCUGUCAGUGCUGCAGGGUGUUGUCAGCGUGUGUGUGUUUGUGUGUGUGUCACUGCUGCAGGGUGUUGUCAGUGUGUGUGUGUUUGUGUGUGUGUCGUGUGUGUCACUGCUGCAGGGUGUUGUCAGUGUGUGUGUGUUUGUGUCAUGUGUGUGUCAGUGCUGCAGGGUGUUGUCAGUGUGUGUGUGUUUGUGUCACGUGUGUGUCAGUGCUGCAGGGUGUUGUCGGUGUGUGUGUGCGUCUCACCUGUGAGUUUGUGUUUGUGUCAUGUGUGUGUCAGUGCUGCAGGGUGUUGUCAGUGUGUGUGUGUCACGUGUGUGUCAGUGCUGCAGGGUGUUGUCGGUGUGUGUGUGCGUCUCACCUGUGAGUUUGUGUUUGUGUCAUGUGUGUGUCACUGCUGCAGGGUGUUGUCAGUGUGUGUGUGUCACGUGUGUGUCACGUGUGUGUCAGUGCUGCAGGGUGUUGUCGGUGUGUGUGUGCGUCUCACCUGUGAGUUUGUGUGUGUGUCAUGUGUGUGUCACUGCUGCAGGGUGUUGUCAGUGUGUGUGUGUUUGUGUCAUGUGUGUGUCAGUGCUGCAGGGUGUUGUCGGUGUGUGUGUGCGUCUCACCUGUGAGUUUGUGUGUGUGUCAUGUGUCUGUCAGUGCUGCAGGGUGUUGUCAGCGUGUGAGUUUGUGUGUGUGUCAUGUGUGUGUCACUGCUGCAGGGUGUUGUCAGUGUGUGUGUGUUUGUGUCAUGUGUGUGUCAGUGCUGCAGGGUGUUUUCAGUGUGUGUGUGUUUGUGUCACGUGUAUGUCAGUGCUGCAGGGUGUUGUCGGUGUGUGUGUGCGUCUCACCUGUGAGUUUGUGUGUGUGUGUCAUGUGUGUGUCACUGCUGCAGGGUGUUGUCAGUAUGUGUGUGUUUGUGUCAUGUGUGUGUCAGUGCUGCAGGGUGUUGUCAGUGUGUGUGUGUUUGUGUCAUGUGUGUGUCAGUGCUGCAGGGUGUUGUCAGUGUGUGUGUGUGUUUGUGUCACGUGUAUGUCAGUGCUGCAGGGUGUUGUCGGUGUGUGUGUGCGUCUCACCUGUGAGUUUGUGUGUGUGUCAUGUGUGUGUCACUGCUGCAGGGUGUUGUCAGUGUGUGUGUGUUUGUGUCAUGUGUGUGUCAGUGCUGUAGGGUGUUGUCGGUGUGUGUGUGCGUCUCACCUGUGAGUUUGUGUGUGUGUCGUGUGUGUCACUGCUGCAGGGUGUUGUCAGUAUGUGUGUGUUUGUGUCAUGUGUGUGUCAGUGCUGCAGGGUGUUGUCGGUGUGUGUGUGCGUCUCAUCUGUGAGUUUGUGUGUGUGUCAUGUGUGUGUCACUGCUGCAGGGUGUUGUCAGUGUGUGUGUGUUUGUGUCAUGUGUGUGUCAGUGCUGCAGGGUGUUGUCGGUGUGAGUCUCACCUGUGAGUGUGUGUGCGUGUCAGUGCUGCAGGGUGUUGUCGGUGUGUCGUCUCACCUGUGAGUUUGUGUGUGUGUCAUGUGUGUGUCAGUGCUGCAGGGUGUUGUCAGUGUGUGUGUGUUUGUGUCAUGUGUGUGUCAGUGCUUCAGGGUGUUGUCGGUGUGAGUCUCACCUGUGAGUUUGUGUGUGUGUCAUGUGUGUGUCAGUGCUGCAGGGUGUUGUCAGUGUGUGUGUGUUUGUGUCAUGUGUGUGUCAGUGCUUCAGGGUGUUGUCGGUGUGAGUCUCACCUGUGAGUUUGUGUGUGUGUCAUGUGUGUGUCAGUGCUGCAGGGUGUUGUCAGUGUGUGUGUGUGUUUGUGUCGUGUGUGUCAGUGCUGCAGGGUGUUGUCAGUGUGUGUGUGUUUGUGUCAUGUGUGUGUCAGUGCUGCAGGGUGUUGUCGGUGUGUCGUCUCACCUGUGAGUUUGUGUGUGUGUCAUGUGUGUGUCAGUGCUGCAGGGUGUUGUCGGUG